AUGUCCAACUCCAUUUAUAAAGAUCUACCAGAGGAACAUCCUCGUAAACUAAUACCGGCUUUGUGUCAGCAAUUUUACCAUUUGGGAUGGGUAACUGGAACUGGUGGUGGUAUCUCCAUGAAGCUAAACGAUGAAAUCUAUAUAGCCCCAUCUGGUGUCCAGAAAGAGCGCAUACAACCCGAAGAUUUAUUUGUGCAAAAUAUUGAAGGCCAAGAUCUGCAACUGCCACCUGAUUAUAAGCAUUUAUCGAAAAGUCAAUGUACUCCCCUCUUUAUGUUGGCAUAUCGUCAUCGUAAUGCCGGCGCCGUUAUACACACACAUUCACAACAUGCCGUAAUGGCUACACUAUUGUGGCCCGGUGAAGUUUUCACCUGUACCCAUUUGGAAAUGAUCAAGGGCAUUUAUGAUGAUGAUAUGAAGCGUUAUUUACGUUACGAUGAGAAGUUGGUUGUGCCCAUCAUUGAAAAUACACCCUUUGAAAGGGAUUUGGCAGAUUCGAUGUAUGCUGCAAUGAUGAAAUAUCCUGGUUGUUCGGCGGUACUUGUGCGUCGUCAUGGUGUCUAUGUUUGGGGUCAGACAUGGGAGAAGGCAAAGACAAUGUGAG
Molecule: messenger RNA, 604 nt
Organism: Musca vetustissima
Lineage: Eukaryota; Metazoa; Arthropoda; Insecta; Diptera; Muscidae
Product: probable methylthioribulose-1-phosphate dehydratase
Exons: 4
Coding region: 1-603 (200 amino acids)
Cellular component (GO): cytoplasm
Molecular function (GO): methylthioribulose 1-phosphate dehydratase activity; metal ion binding
Source: RefSeq, a predicted model, not a curated record